UAUUUGGGCUGUUGAUUGCUAUUAAAUUUUAAAUUUAAAAAUACAAAAUAUGCAAGAAUAAUAUUAAAUUAAAUAUACAUAUUGUUAUCUCAAACCUAUGCACACUAAUAUAUGUAUGAAAUUUGUUUUGUAAAGGUUGAAUUGUAAAGAUAUUCCUUUAAUCAAUUUUUGGUUACAGCAGGUGCAUUGCAUAAAUCUUUUCGAUAAUUGAUAUUUAAAGCAACUCUGUCAUUAAGCUAAAACAAUUUACUUUUGUUGCUUUGUGACAGCGUACAUAUUUUUAUUGUGUUGCAAAUCCUUCAAUCUAAGCAAAUUUUUAUCCUCUGCAGCGCUUAAAUAUAAUUUUAAAUAUAAUAAAUUAAAGAUAAUUGAAGUUAUAUAUCAAUGGAUUUAGAUGAUUUGGAUAUCUAUGAAGAUUUGGACACAUUCCAGCAAGAGGAAGAAAAGAAAACCGCAGAACUUGUUUCGCUGGAGGCAAAGUAUAAUGAUACCCUAAAAACGAUUGAAACUUUGCAGUCGGAAAAUGCGGAUUUGAAAAAGCAAAUUAGACGAAUAGGUAUCAACUUUCAAAACUUAUUGGACACAGCAAAAUCAGAGAUCAAACGCAAGGACAAACAAAUCGAACAAUUGCGCAAAGAGAAGGAUGAUAUCUGCUUCCGACGUAAGCAACCAAGAAGGGAAUAUACAGAUAUUGCAAGCACGUCGCAAAACCCAAAUACCUGGUUUAAAAAUGAAACAGUUUUACCUACAUACGAUGUUGCAAGAAAUACUAAUGAAAAUGCGCAAAUAACCAGCAAAAAUGUUGAAGCCAUAAACCAUGAACAGCCGAGUGAAACAUCGUACAAUAAACGCGGUCGUGAAAAUACACGUAUACCCGAUGAAUAUAAAAAGAAUGAACGCCGCAAUGAAAGUUUUGAACGUAAGUACGAAUGGGAUCCUCAGCGUGAAAAAUACAACAGAAGCAACAACCAGAAGGAUCAGCAUCUGUCCAGAUACACGAUGCGUAGUACUGAACGUGAUGGAAGAGUACGUAGCGCUACUAGAGAUUAUAGUCAUAGUCAUGACCGUAGAACAGCUGAUCGGUGUAAUAAUGACGAACGCGACUUUAAAAAUAAAACUUUGAAGAGUGAAAACGAAAAAGGAUCAUUUAACAGUACAGAGAAUGGCAGACGACAACAUGCCUAUGAUAGGGUGGGCGAUCGUUCAAGGUACCACGGCAAACAGGAAAAAAUCAAAUCUGAGAGUUAUGAACGUCGCCAUGACCGGCGAAGCGAUAGCAAAGAGACAAGAACCAAGUCUGAUAACUCUGACGAUCGUCAUGACAAACGUAAUGAUAGCAAGCACCACCGCGAAGAUACAAAUAAAAGAUCAAAAGAAACGAAUGAGAGAGCUCGUGCUGAUAAGAUUAGAAAUGAAACUGCAACAUCUUCAAAAAACUCAGAUGGUCUUACGCAAAGUAAAGAUAUGCGUGAUAAAGCACCGAAUACUUCUGAGAACAGAAGGGAAAAGAAAUUAAAUGAAAAUCAAAAAUUUUGUGAAGCACCACAUAAAGACACGAAAAAUAUUGAAACUGUUAAGGAAAGGGAUUUUUUAGAUGAGGAUCUGCGAGCUUCCAAAGACUCACAAAGUCUUGAAAAAUUACUGACAGAGGAAAAGCUGACCAAGGAAAAACUAUCAGCUCUAGAAAAUGAGUUUUCUUGCAAAGAAACUGAUAAAAAUGCAAAUCGCUUGAUAUCUGCAGACGGUAUGACGACGCCAAAGAAAACUGCUUUGUUUGACAAACUCUUCGGUAGCACACCCACCAAUGCGGGCGAUGUAAAUAGCAAUACAUUGAGUAAUGUAAAUGAAUUUUUAAAGAGUAGCAACAGUUCGGCAACAACCUCUCCAAGCAAUUAUACCGAUACCAGCGAGCCGACAACAAUAACUUCAACCAUCAAACGUACGAAUACAGAAUCCGAAGAAUAUUAUAUACCAAUAAAAGUAGAACAAAACGGGCACAAUAAAACUGAAGCAAGACUUGUGGCAAACAGCUAUAACAGAGAUUUGGAAAACAUUCAAACUAGUGCAAGUUUCAACGUUGGCAUCGAACCGAAGGAGUUUAUUUCCAGUACAAAAAAUCAGGCAGCAGACGAAAGUUCAGCUGAGAAGUCGAUUACUAGUGUGAACGCAAUUGAAGAAACGGUAAAUUAUGCUAAGCUAGCAACACUUAUGCUAUCAGAAGACGAGGAAGAGACUGAGUUUGAUAAAGCAGCUGAUACCAAUGAAGAUGAAACGGUAAAUAAUGCAACGAAAACUAAUGGAAAUAUAAGGAAUGGUGGCAUACAAAUUUUGCAAAAUAUACGUCUACCCAAUAUUUAUGAGAUACGCGCACACCAAAGACGACUUCGGGAACUCGCCGCGGCUAAAAGAGCAAAGCUUGCGAAAAUUGCAGAAACAAACGGUACAAAACAACAUGCAACACAAAGCAUUACUAAGAUGGUUGUUCCAAUGCCGGAGCAGGUUAACAAAAGCUUACAGAAGAACCCGACAACCACAACAAACGCCGCAGAUAAUAAUAAUCAAGGUGUUGAUAUAGAAGAGAGAGAGGAGAUGGAUGCAAAAAUACAACGCGAGAAAAAGACAAUUAAUAAUUCACCACAGUUAUAUGGUGAAUUUACUGCUGAUGCAAAUGUUAUUACACUUGAUAAUGAAAUGACGAAAAAAGUGAGUGGUUCAGAGACAACUAAGUACGCUGACCAGCAUAGCAUAGAAAAUGUGAAAUUGUUGGAUAAAAAUAUUACGUUGCCUUCGGAAGCUGUCGAAAACACAGAGCUUGCGAACAAUGAUAAGACUGUUGCGAACGAUGCUGCAUUGAAGCAAAUGAAAUAUGAAAGUGAGGAAUCGUUAAGGUCAAAAAAUACCGUAACAGAGAAAAUCGAUGAUAUAGCCAACUCAAAACCCACAGUAAAAAUCGAUGAAAUAGCCACUACAGAAACCAUCUUAAAUGAAGUUUUUAGUAAAGCUUUGGAGACUGCUGAUAUUGUAGUUGAAAAGAUGGAAGUGCAAAACGACACUAAAUCUGAACAAAUUGCAAUUAAAAAUACGGACACAAUAUCAGCUGUUAGUGCCACACCUAAUAAGCACAACGAAAAGGAUCAAACAAGCUGUUUGCGUUUGGACCUCGCCACUGCGAGUCAAACAACUGCUCCAAAUAAGGAUAUGUCAGCUAUGAGCAGCAAUUUAUUGACAAAAGCGUUGCCAAACGACAGUGAACGAAAGAUAAAUUCAAUGGUAGAGUCAAAAGAAAAUAUUUCAAAAUCACAGCAACUUGAUGAGAGUAAAGACGAAGUUUCGCGAAGCAGCAAGAAUUCGGCUAAUGCGCCUGUAGGCGAAGAUGCAGCUCAGCCUAUAGCAUGCGGUGAAAAUGCGAAAAACAUAUUAUUCAAAAGCGCAAUGGAUGUUGAAGAAAAAGUGUCGUGUGAGCAAAAUGUAAUUGCUGAACAAGAUAAAAUUGCUAAGCAUAAAGAAAUGAAAGCGACAAAAACAUGUAUCACACACGAAGAGUUUGUUCAAGAACCUGAAAAACUGCUAAAAUCUGUGCACACGACAAAUGGAGUGACGAUCGAAGUAAAAGUCGAUUUAGGUGAUCUUAAAAGCAACUGUGAGUCAGUUAUAAGCGAAGAGAAGAGCACACCAAACAAACAUGAAAGUCCUGAUGCUAUCACGGAGCAAAAAACCAUUGCACGAAGUGAGGUUGCUGCACAAAAAACCGCCACUGAGUCGAUUGUAUACAAAAACGUAGAAUUGCUUACGUCUACAGACAAUACAAAUGAAUGUUCCCAUAUAAUUGAAAAUGGCAUAAGGAAGAGCAGUGAACUUAUGGUAACUGAUGCCAUAAUGUCAAUUGUAAAUGACUUAGCAGGAGAGAGUGAAUGCAGCAGAAACGUAGAACUGACGUCAAAUGGCGAUAACUCGAUUAUUACUACAACAAAUAUUUCUGUCAUGACGGAUAGUGGUACAGGUCCUGUUAUUAAGGAGACGGAGAGUGCCAAACCCAACGGUAUGUCAGAAGAAUCAAAAGAAAAGCCGAAAAAUAGCUAUAUAGAAGAAAAUGAAGACAAAACUGAAGCUCAAAAUAUAUCCACCAUAGAGACGAAAGGUGUGGUGAACAACUUGAAAGAGCCGAAAAAUAGUUAUAUAGAAGAGAAUGAAAAGAUAACUGAAGCUCAAAAUGUACCCACCUUAGAGGCGAAAGGUGUGGUGAACAACUUGAAAGAGCCGAAAAAUAGCUAUAUAGAAGAAAAUGAAAAGAAAACUGAAGCUCAAAAUAUACCCACUUUAGAGACGACAGGUGCGGUGAACAACUCGAAAGAGCCGAAAAAUAGCUAUAUAGAAGAAAAUGAAGAGAAAACUGAAGCUCAAAAUGUACCCACCUUAGAGACGAAAGGUGUGGUGAAUAACUUAAAAAACCCGAAAAAUAGCUAUAUAGAAGAGAAUGAAAAGAUAACUGAAGCUCAAAAUGUACCCAACUUAGAGACGAAAGGUGUGGUGAACAACUUGAAAGAGCCGAAAAAUAGCUGUAUAGAAGAAAAUGAAAAGAAAACUGAAGCUCAAAAUAUACCCAACUUAGAGACGAAGGGCGUGGUGAACAACUUAAAAGAGCCGAAAAAUAGUUAUAUAGAAGAAAAUGAAAAGAAAACUGAAGCUCAAAAUAUACCCACCUUAGACACGAAAGGCGUGGUGAAAUCAAAAGAAGUUGAGUUACAACCUAAGACAGUGCAAGAAUUUGCAGACGACAGCCAACGGAGCAAAAAUUCAAAAACCAAAUCGAAAGAACUUUCGAAUACCGUAAAUAUUUCAACCGAACGAAAUUUGCUUAUUGAGAAUAUGAAGCGUGCCGAAGUUUUGUGGAAAUUUAAAAUACCGAAAAUUUCUGCCAAAAGGAAAAGAGAAGAGAGUGCCGAUGGUAGUAGGUUUCAAGAGAGUAGGAAUGUGGAGACCUUCGAGGCUAAAAGAGAGAAACUCGGUAUUAAAGCAGAAGAAGCAAUAAUUCCAUAUAAGAAAAAGAAAACCACUAAGUUAAUAACAAAACAAAUGCAGGAGGAAAGUAAAGUACUUGAGAUAAAUGGAAAUAUCGUUAAGAAUCUGUUAGAAACGAAAACACAAUUUGAGAACCAAAAGAAAAGUGAGCGUAUUAUAAAAGAAAUCGAUAAUUGGGCAAGAAGAAAGGUGGGUGAUACAACGGAUAUUUUGGAAACAGAAAAUCCCGUCGAAUAUAACGAUAAAAUACCAACGGACCUGAAAGCCUCCGUAAAACAAAAGACUGAAAAACACAAAGCUCAUAAAGAUAACAACACUGAAAGCUUUUCAGUUGGUACAAAAUGCGUCACCGAAAAGCAACAGGAACACAAUAAGCCGCCGACAGAAGAGCGAAGUACGCGUGAGCGCAGUAGUGAUAAGAGAGACCAAACACAUCUGUUGAAGGGGCAGCACACAAAAAUUCAAGAACGCCGAAAGAGCCAUACAAAAGUAGAGCACGAAGAAAACGCAAAAGACACAAAAAUCCGCAAUAUAAAAUAUGAUGUGGAAAUGCAUAAAGCAAGCAGUCAAAAGCAUGAGGAAGUGGUAGCUAAAUGUGAAGAAAAGCUUGCUGCAAAGUCUGAGCAAAGUGAACUCAAAACACGAAAGGUAGAAAGUAUUGAGAAGGAAAAUAAUACGGUUAAAAAGGCGCUUGGGACGCGCGAGUUAGAUGACAAAACUAAAAAAUAUUUCAACACGAAUAUUCCAAAUGAAAUUACCGUUAAGAAAGCGCUUGUGCGUCAGGAGUUAGAUGACAAAACUAAGAAGUGUAAGACUACGCAAAAUAUACGCUCUAAAUCACAGCUCGAUGUAGCUACUGUUUCCUGCGAAAUAACGGCUGUACAAUGUGAUCUCUCCAAAGAGUCAGCAGACAAUUUGAAACAGAAGAAAGAAUGCGAUAAAAAUUGUUUUGUUGAGAAGAAGAAUAAAAAAUCAAGUGAAAAGUGCGAAGUAGAAGCUGAUAAUCACGUUAAGCGAGCCAAAGCUGAUGUAGAAAAGAAAGAAAUGGCACAAAAAUUGACGGCAACAGAAAUUUCUGCAAGCGACGGCAUGCAAGUCGUCACUUCAGCGCAUGCGUACAGCACACAAUGUGCUGCAACAAUUGCAAAAGUCACUAAUACAGCAACAACAAAUAAUAUACAAAGAAUCACUACCAAAUAUGGCCCAACACCAAAGCGUCGGCAAACGAGUACAAGCAGCGAUGAUGCAGAAGUUGUGUCCAAGUCGCAACGACGCAAACGCUGUAAAAUGCGUAUUGAAGAUAGUGAUGAGGAGGAGGAGAAGGAGGCAGCCCACUCGCUGCCUAGCGCAGUGCCAACAGUGCUUCAUGUUGCUAAACAUAUCGAUUUGGAUCGUAAAAAUAAAGAUAUUAUCGAUAUUCUGCAAAAUGAUCGCGCCAAUGAAUCGAAUGACAAUCUGCCUGCGCCACAAACACCGACCUCCUUACCAAUGAACGUCAGUCAGGAUGCCGAAUAUGAAGAGAUCGAUUCGCGUUUGCAAUUAAUGUUCGCUUCGCCUAAAAUUGCAGACAAAACGUCGUCUACGAAUGCGCUUGCAGUCGCCAACCAGGCUAACACACAACUACUGUCGCCUACUUUGAAGGAACGUGCAGUUGCAACGCACGUAAUCGGUUCCGCUACGCCCGAAACUGCAGACAAAACGUCAGCUACGCAUUCGCUUGUAGUCGCAAGUAGUGCAGUUGUAACAGCUGUAACUGACACUGCGCCGCAACCCGUUAUUGUCUUACCACCCACUGCGGCGCCAAUUGGCAACCCAAAACCGCUGUCUGAUUUUAACGCCACGUCUAGCUUCCUCAGCGAUAUUAGCGCCAACUCUUUUCUCGCAUCCGAUCUGAAUAUAACUAUAGAUGAGACCAAUCGUAGCGGCAUUAAUACGCACACCUCGCUCAGCGACAGCAGUUUGAGUACGAAGCAUAUUUCGCUCGGUUCGAGUGAUUACCGUUUCGAAAAGGUUUCGGAGCAUGUUGUGAAUUUAUUUAUAACGCGUAAACGUCGCGGCAAGCGAAAGCCAACUGCUGCCACAAUAACAACAAAUACAGUAGCGGCAACUUAGCUUGUAAGCACACCACGAAUAUUGUAUAUUCGAAUAUAUACUUUAUAUAUAUAGUUACAAAACUUAAUUGUUUUUUUUUCGCUGAUUUCGCAUUACGCUUGUACUUAUUUAACGUAUUUACAAAUAUGUAUUUGUAAGAUAAAAUUUUAUAAAAUAUUCAACACAAUAACAAUAACAAGAAA
Messenger RNA from Bactrocera oleae (olive fruit fly), 7313 nucleotides. RefSeq names its product FLICE-associated huge protein (gene FLASH). The record is from RefSeq and is a predicted model, not a curated record. Lineage: Eukaryota; Metazoa; Arthropoda; Insecta; Diptera; Tephritidae.